This is a messenger RNA of Pseudopipra pipra, 2363 nucleotides long. It is a transcript of the gene GRB7, whose product is annotated as growth factor receptor bound protein 7. NCBI's taxonomy places the organism in Eukaryota, Metazoa, Chordata, Aves, Passeriformes, Pipridae. Gene Ontology annotation, biological process: signal transduction. The record is from RefSeq and is a predicted model, not a curated record. The transcript is spliced from 14 exons. The coding region runs from base 74 to 1762 and encodes 562 amino acids.
CCAGACCCGGCCAUGGAUCCCCCAGACCUGGCCAUGGACACCCAGACCUGGCCAUGGAUCCCCAAACCUGGCCAUGGAUCUCAGACCUGGCCAUGGAUCCCCAAACCUGGCCAUGGAUCCCCAAACCUGUCCCUGGAGCCCUGGGCAGUGCUGGACCCGCUCUCUCCCCACAGAUAAUGCCAUGGAGGGGGGGGCUCAGCAGAGCAGCCUCCGGGAGCCCCCCGGGCCGGGCGGGGCGGAGCAGGAGGCGCUCCCCAGCGAGUGGGACGGGGGUGAGGGGCCGCCUGAGGUCAAGCGCUCCCAGCCCCUCUUCAUCCACGGCAACAGCCGGACCCCGCCCCAGCAGGAGCCGCGCGCGUCGUCGCUGCCCAGCAUUCCCAACCCCUUCCCGGAGCUCUGCAGCCCCUCCAACUCGCCCAUCCUCAGCAGCCCCGCCCUGGGGCAGGGACCCCCCCGCGAGGGCACCUCCCACGUUGUGAAGGUGUUCGGCGAGGACGGCGCCUGCCGGUCCCUGGAGGCCUCGGCGGGCACCACGGCCCGGCAGCUCUGCGAGACCCUGGUGCGCAGGACGCGGGCGAUCCACGACCACAGCUGGGCCCUGGUGGAGCUGCACCCUCACCUGGCCCUGGAGCGGUGCCUGGAGGACCACGAGGCCGUGGUGGAGGUGCAGAGCUCCUGGGCCGCCGGCGCCGAGAGCCGCUUCGUGUUCCGCAAGAACUUCGCCAAGUACGAGCUCUUCAAGAGCAACGUGUCGCUGUUCCCCGAGGUGAUGGUGUCCAGCUGCCUGGAGGCCAACAAGAGCAUGGCACACUCCGAGCUCAUCCAGAACUUCCUCAACUCCGGGAGCUGCCCAGAGGUCCAGGGGUUCCUGCAGCUGCGGGAGCCCGGGCGCAAGGUCUGGAAGCGCUUCCACUUCUCCCUGCGCCGCUCGGGGCUCUACUACUCCACCAAGGGCACCUCCAAGGACCCCCGGCACCUCCAGUACUUCGCUGACCUCACCGAGUCCAACAUCUACUACGUGACCCAGGGCAAGAAGCUCUACGGGACCCCCACCGAGUUCGGCUUCUGCAUCAAGCCCCACAAGGUGCGGGGCGGCGUGAAGGGCCUGAAGCUGCUCUGCAGUGAGGACGAGCAGAGCCGGAGCUGCUGGAUGGCGGCGUUUCGGCUCUUCAAGUACGGGAUGCAGCUCUACCGCAACUACCAGCAAGCGCAGGCGCGGCUGAGCCAACCCCCCUGGAUCGGCCCCACGCCCCUGAGAAGCGUCUCUGACAACGCCCUGGUGGCCAUGGACUUCUCGGGGUGCACGGGCCGGGUGAUCGAGAACCCCAGCGAGGUGCUGACGGCGGCCCUGGAGGAGGCACAGGCCUGGAGGAAGAAGACGACGCACCGGUACAGCCUGCCCGCCGCCUGCCACAGCUCCCCGCUCAGCGCCGCCAUCCACCGCACCCAGCCCUGGUUCCACGGGCGCAUCUCCCGCGAGGACACCCAGCAGCUCAUCGGCCGCCAGGGCCUGGUGGAUGGCGUCUUCCUGGUGCGGGAGAGCCAACGGAACCCCAAGGGCUUCGUGCUGUCCCUGUGCCACCUGCAGCGCAUCAAACACUACCUCAUCCUGCCCAGCGAGGAGGAGGGUCGGCUCUACUUCACCAUGGACGACGGGCAGACGCGCUUCGCCGACCUCAUCCAGCUCGUGGAGUUCCACCAGAUCAACCGGGGCAUCCUGCCCUGCAAACUGCGCCACUACUGCACCUGCGUGGCCCUCUGAGCCCCGGGGCACCGCAUGCCCUGGCACAGCCUGGCACUGCUGGCACGGCUUGGCACAGCCUCGCUGCCGAUAUGGCACGGCUUGGCACAGCCCAGCACCGCCGGCAUGGAAUGGAUCGGCACAGCCUGGCACCACUGGGAUGGUUUGGCACAGCCUGGCACUGCCGGUAUGGCACGGCUUGGCACAGAGCAGCACCACCAGCAUUGUUUGGCACAGCUGGGCACCACUGACACGGCACGGCUCGGCACAGCCCAGCACUGCUGGUAUGGCAGAGCUCAGCACAGCCCAGCACAGCCCAGCACCACCAGGAUGGUUUGGCACAGCCUGGCACCACUGACAUGGCACAGCUCGGCUCGCCAGGACCCCUCACACUCAAGCACUUUGUCCUCCCCCCUCCGCAGCAGCAGCAGCCCCGAGUGUCCCCGUGGGGGCCUGGCACUCCUCGCCUCCACACCAGGGGCGUUUUGGGGUCCCCAGGAAUGGGGUCCUGGGGUGGGGGGGCAAGGGGGGCACCCACCACCGCGUCCCCCACGUCCCCACAAGGCCAGUUGAAAACUGGGACGUGUUUUAUACCAGUGACAAUAAAGGUUAUUUUUGCAGA